Molecule: messenger RNA, 2177 nt
Organism: Brassica napus (rape)
Lineage: Eukaryota; Viridiplantae; Streptophyta; Magnoliopsida; Brassicales; Brassicaceae
Product: spermidine coumaroyl-CoA acyltransferase-like
Exons: 4
Coding region: 671-2044 (457 amino acids)
Source: RefSeq, a predicted model, not a curated record
UACCAUAUUGUCAUUACGUACUCACGGAUAAAAUUAAUUACAUACAUAAUCUGUGACCAGAAAAAAUUCCUAGAAAAGCGGGUUGUGUUAGAGAAUGUUAGUCUCUCUUUUAAAUAAAACAUGUUGUAAUUAUAUUCUUUUUUUGUCGAUACCCAUCUUCUAAGAUCAAAUGGUAGUCGGGCUUGAGUCGUUCCGAAGAGACGCUCUGUCCGGCUGGGUCUGAUCUAUAUGGGAAAAGAUUGUUCCGAAGCGGAGUUCUCUUUUCCCAUGUAAUUAUAUUCAAAAAUGAGAUUUAAAACCAGAAACCAAACAAAGGUAUCAGUGUCAAUGUUGGUGGUAACUACCGCCGCUGCACCAGCAACGUGAAAACGAAGAGGACGUCCAUUUAAUAUUAUACAUUCUGAGCGCGGUGAGUUUAAAAUUCGCUAUAUAAACAUGGUAGCUACCGCCGCUGCACCAGCAACGUGAAAACGAAGAGGACGUUCAUUUAAUAUUAUACAUUCUGAACGUGGUGAGUUUAAAAUUCGCUAUAUAAAAAUGGUAACUACCGCCGCUGCACCAGCAACGUGGAAAGCACGUUCAUUUAAUAUUAUACAUUCUGAACGGUGAGUUUAAAAUUCGCUAUAUAAACAUCGGAUGUUUUGUAGUAUACAUUCUAAACUGGUAAGAGAUGGCAAACCAAACAAAACCGAUCUUACCUCUAUUAGUCAAUAAGAAACCACUUGAGCUUAUUAAACCCUCAAAACACACCCCUUCUGAAACUCUCUCCCUUUCUACUUUGGAUAACGAUCUUUUCAAUGAAGUUAUGUACGCAACGAUUUACGUUUUCAAAGCCAACGAAAAGAACCAAAAUGAUCCUGUCCCUUUGCUUAGGAAGGCUUUGUCCGAACUUCUUGUGUACUACUAUCCCCUUUCAGGCAAGCUCAUGAGACGAGAGAGUGAUCGAAAACUUCAGCUAGUUUUUGGGGGUGAGGGAGUUCCAUUUGAGGUCGCUACUGCAGCCCUCAACCUCUCCUCUCUAAACUAUAUAGAAAACCUUGAUGACCAAGUUGCUUUGCGCCUUGUGCCUGAUAUCGAAAUAGACUACGAUAGCAACAUCUCUUAUCAUCCACUAGCUUUGCAGGUGACCAAGUUCGCAUGUGGAGGAUUCACCAUAGGCACAGCGUUGACGCACGCCGUAUGUGACGGAUUCGGUGUGGCUCAGAUCAUCCAUGCUUUAACCGAGUUAGCUGCAGGAAAGAGUGAGCCAACGGUGAAGCCGGUGUGGCAGAGAGAGCGGUUGGUCGGACAAUUUGAUGAUGAAGCGGCUAAAAUGCCUGGCGGGCACAUUACUAGCCUUUUAGCGACCUCACCAUAUAUUCCAGCCAGUGAAAUGGUAACAGAGACAAUAAACAUUCGGGCUGGGAAUAUAAAGAGGCUUAAAGACUCUUUGAUGAGAGAGUGUGAGUACCCUAAAGAGGGUUUCACUACUUAUGAACUAAUUAGUUCUUGCAUAUGGAAAGCAAGAUCUCGAGCCCUAAAGCUAAACCUUGAUGGGAUCACUGUCCUUGGGGUAGCUGUUGGAAUCCGUCACGUUUUAGAUCCGCCACUUCCUCAAGGAUUCUACGGUAAUGCCUAUAUAGAUGUCUAUAUCGAGUUAACCGUGCGAGAACUCCAAGAAGCAUCAAUCUCUGACAUUGCUAAACACGUGAAGAAAGCCAAGAAAACAGCUUAUGAUAAGGGCUAUCUCGAGGAAGAGCUAAGGAACACGGAGAGAUUGAUGAGGGAUGAUGCAAAGUUCGAAGGGGUGAGCGAUGGACUAUUGUUUCUUACGGAUUGGAGGAACAUUGGUUGGUUCGGAUCAAUGGAUUUUGGUUGGAGUGAGCCGGUGAAUCUGCGGCCGUUGACCGAGCAGAAGAGUGCAGUGCAUAUAGGGAUGAUAUUGAAACCUUCACAACUUGAUCCAUCAAUGGAAGGUGGAGUUAAAGUGAUUAUGACGUUGCCUAGAGUUGCAAUGGUUGACUUCAAGCGAGAGAUGGAUGCUAUGAACAAACUUUACUCUUAAUAUUAUUAGUAUCUGGAUUAGUUUUCUAUGUGUGUGAGUGAAUGUGUGUUCGAAAAACAAAAACAAAAGAUGCGUGUGAGUGAAUGUUUCAAACAUGAAUAAUGGGCGAAUAAGAUCAGUAUGCUUAUAUGAA